Plodia interpunctella (Indianmeal moth) is the source of this 1771-nucleotide messenger RNA. RefSeq names its product Tetraspanin 2A (gene Tsp2A). Gene Ontology annotation, cellular component: plasma membrane. The record is from RefSeq and is a predicted model, not a curated record. NCBI's taxonomy places the organism in Eukaryota, Metazoa, Arthropoda, Insecta, Lepidoptera, Pyralidae. Bases 78 to 824 code for a protein of 248 amino acids. The transcript is spliced from 5 exons.
CAACCAGUUUUCGAUCGAGCUUGUGACUGGACAGUUCGGUUUUUAUUUUUUUCUGUGAUUGUGUUGUUUUUUUCAAAAUGGCCGGCGCUGGUAGUGGUGAGGGACGAGCAUCGUCUGGAAAGCUGGAAUCGCAAAUCCAUUGCAUCAAAUAUACGUUGAUGUGUUUCAAUGUUGUCCUUUGGUUAUUCGGCGUGUCAAUAUUUGCACUAUGUCUAUGGAUCCUCAUCGAGCCUGGCUUCAACGAGUGGAUGUCCACCCUUAGUCUCCAGAAAUACUUCAUCGGCAUCUACAUCAUUCUAAUCGCUGCAUUGAUUGUCAUGGUCGUCGCUUUCCUUGGAUGCGGUUCUGCGCUUAUGGAAAACAUCCAAUUGUUGUAUGCGUAUAUCGGAUCACAAAUCGCGACAUUUGUGUUCGGCCUCGUCGGAGCCUGCGUGGUUUUGGACUUCUCCACAUAUGACUCCAGUAUACAGCCGCUUAUCAAGGACGUCAUCACUAGACUCAUUAACAACCCACAGCACGAAGACAGCAGGAACAUUCUGAGGAUGGUGCAGGAAGGUAUUGGUUGCUGCGGAGCUGACGGCGCCAUGGACUACAUCAAUCUGAACAAGCCUUUACCGUCAGAAUGUCGGGACUCUGUUACAGGCAACACCUUCUUCCACGGCUGCGUUGACGAACUUACGUGGUACCUGGAGGGCAAGACUGGCUGGUUAGCUGGCAUUGUGUUAGCAUGCUGUAUGAUCGCGGUAAUCAAUGCCGUCAUGUCGUUAAUCCUCAUACAAGCUGUCAACAAGGAGCAGGAGGAACUCGAACAGUACAAGAAUUAGAAUUGUCUAACGCUAAUUAGGGCUCCGGAUUGCUCCGUCAUGGUCCGUUGCGUGGAUCUAGCGCGUUGCCGCUCCGAUGUUGCUCCACUAUUUAUAUGUAUAUGUGUCGUGCAUCGAUGUAUAAAACUACAUACAAUUUCUGUAUUGAUCCGUCGACGGACGUCAACGCAACGGAGCACGACAAUAGAACCGGAUCUGUAGUUAGUGUGAGUUAUACCGUUAAAUUUGACGUUGACGACGCCAGUAAAAAUGGCGUGCCGCUGGCGUUUUUCUGCGCACGGUAAAGUGAAACUUCAAACUUGACGGUGCAACCCACUCUUAUCGUCUAAAUUAAAAUGACCCGCUUCACUAUCGCAAUUUACGUCUACAAUUUAAUAUGAAAAUUUUACAUGCGGUAUGGGUCGUUUAUACUUAGACAGGCUAUAAUUGUACUUUCGAUAGCAAUUUAGACAAUAUAUUUAGACAAUAUAUUAUAUAUUGUGAUUAUUAGAGAAAAGAAAUUGUGCUUUACAUGGAGAUUUUUAGUAAACAAAAACUUAUAUACUGUACUAAAAUAAAUGUAUUUAUUUUGCUGUAUUAUUAUAUACUUAAUUAAUGUACGUCAAAUAUAAUAAAAAAUGAGAUGGAUACUUAGACAUAAGUUCGUAGUAUAAAUGUUUUAUAUAUUUUUAAAUUAAGUGAGAUGCUUAUAUUUUUGUCUAUUAAAAUUCAUAAUGACUUGCACAGGACUUCACUAGGUUAUUUUUAAAUCUAAAAUAAAAUUAAUCUAAUGUUAUUUGAAAACCAUACAAAUGAAAAACCACACAAAAAAAAAAACAAUGAAACCAUACAAAGCUUCAUUCGAACGGAAAUAUAUAUUUUUAGCUUUAUAUCGAAAUAAAAUGUCCAACCACCGUAUUAUUAUUAAGAUUUAAUUAAUUAAUAAAGAUUUAUUUUUAUCACAAAUA